AUGUCAUCGUUUUCAUCUCGAGAGAAUACUACUCCCCCAACUCCACCAUUAAAUUCAAAACAACCACAAUUAUUUCUAGAUGUUGAAGAUAAAACAGAAGAAGCAUGCUCGAAAUUUGAAGAAAUUCCAGCUUGUACCUAUCAAAAUAAAAUUAUUGGUAACCCUUCGACAAAUACAAAUGCCAAACGAAAAUUAGAAUUCAUGACUUGUGAUUGUCAAGAAGAAUGGGAUGGGUUUUCAAAUUUAGCUUGUGGUGAAGAUUCAAACUGUAUAAAUAGGAUUACUUCAGUUGAAUGUAUAAAUGAUAGUUGUUUUUGUGGGAAUGAUUGUCAAAAUCAACGCUUUCAAAAACAACAAUACUCAAAUGUAAGCGUUUUCAAAACUGAAUUAAAAGGUUAUGGUUUGAAAGCUGAAGAUGACUUAUAUGAGAAUCAAUUUAUUUAUGAAUAUAUUGGAGAGGUUAUAGAUGAAGCUAAAUUUCGACAAAGAAUGAUUGAGUAUGAUAGUAAAAAGUAUACACAUUUUUAUUUUAUGAUGUUGAAACCAGAUGCAUUUAUAGAUGCUACCGAAAAAGGUUCAUUAGCUAGAUUUGUAAAUCAUUCAUGUAAUCCCAAUGCUUAUGUUGAUAAAUGGGUGGUUGGUGAUAAGCUAAAAAUGGGGAUAUUUGCCAAAAGGAAAAUUUUAAAAGGUGAAGAAAUUUCAUUUGAUUAUAAUGUAGAUAGAUAUGGUGCUCAAAAACAACCAUGUUAUUGUGGUGAGCCAAAUUGUAUAAAAUUUAUGGGUGGUAAAACUCAAACUGAUGCUGCGUUAUUAUUACCUGAAGGUAUUGCUGAUGCCUUAGGUGUUACUUCAAAAGAAGAAAGAGCUUGGUUGAAAGAAAAUAAACAUCUUAGAUCAAAACAACAAAAAGAUGAUGCUACUAUAAAUGAACAAUUUGUUAAAAGUUUACAAGUACAACCAAUCACCGAAAAUGAUGUUUCGAAAGUUAUGUCAGCAUUAAUGAAAUCACAAGAAACACCAAUUAUCAAACAAUUAAUUACAAGAAUGAAUUUGACGGAAGAUCCACAUGUAAAUUCAUUAAUUGUUAAAUUUCAUGGUUAUAAAUCAUUAAGUGGUGUUUUACAAUCAACUGAUGAUGAUGAAUUAAUAAUACUGAUCUUGGAAACAUUGGAAAGAUGGCCAGCAGUUACUAAAAACAAAAUUGCUGCAAGUCAAAUUGAAGAAGUAAUUCUGGAAAUUAAUCUGAAAACUGAAAAUGAAACGAUUAAAGAUUUAGCAUCACUGUUGUUUGAAAGAUGGUCAAAAUUACAAAUGGCUUAUAGAAUACCGAAGAAUAAUAAUGCAGUUACCAUGCCAUCAUUUGGAAGAAUAUCGAGAACACCUGAACAAGACCAACCACAACAAAAUCAACAAGCACAACAAUACUCAAACUAUAAACCUGUUGCACAAUUUACAAAAAUGCCAGGUCUACCACCAAAUUGGGAAGCUGCAUUUGAUGCUAAUUCAAAACAAUAUUACUAUUUUAAUACGGUUACAAAUGUCACAACUUGGGAAAAACCUAUUCCAGCACCAAUGGGACCAAGACCUCCAAGUGGGCCUGGACCGAUGGGCAGAUCCAAUAAAUAUAAUACAGAUGAUGAUUUAGCAAAACGAGAAGAACGAAGAAUACAAAGAGAAAAGGAAGCAAAACAUAAUAAGUUAAUGCAACAAGAACAAAGAUUAAAAGAAUUAAUAGCCAAUGCUAAAGCACCAGAGAAACCAAAACCAAAAGAACCCGAAAGAAAAGAACGUAGAGAACGUAGUCAUAGUCAUAGUCAUAGUCAUAACAAUUCACCAGAAAAUUUGGAAAUGAAGUGGAAACAUUUACUUGCUAAAUACGUACCUAAUAUGAUCAGAAAAUAUGAACCGGAAAUAGGUAGAGAUAAUGUCAAGCAUUGUGCAAAAGAACUUGUAAAUGCUAUAACGUCAAAAGAACUUAGACAGAAUAAACCACCACCUAAGGUAUUAGAAGAACAUAAAAUUAAAAAAGUUAAAGAUUUUACUAAACAAUAUAUGGAAAAAUUUAUAGUAAAGUAUAGAGCUAAGAAAAGGAAACCAGAACAAGCAGAAGAUGCAACCAAACGAGUUAAAAUUGAAUAA
Messenger RNA from Insectozyma verbasci, 2139 nucleotides. Lineage: Eukaryota; Fungi; Ascomycota; Pichiomycetes; Serinales; Debaryomycetaceae. The record is from the annotation of a GenBank genome assembly.